Messenger RNA from Haliotis rufescens (red abalone), 1591 nucleotides. RefSeq names its product alpha-(1,3)-fucosyltransferase C-like. The transcript is spliced from 3 exons. The record is from RefSeq and is a predicted model, not a curated record. Lineage: Eukaryota; Metazoa; Mollusca; Gastropoda; Lepetellida; Haliotidae. Gene Ontology annotation, cellular component: membrane. Gene Ontology annotation, molecular function: alpha-(1->3)-fucosyltransferase activity. Bases 155 to 1396 code for a protein of 413 amino acids.
ACACCAGAUGUAUUAUCUGCUCGCGCAGUCAGUCACACGCGAGGUGGUGUCUCAAGUCUCGUUCGGGUUGCUUGUGGACAUAGACAGGCGCGAGCGUGUACUGUUACACAAUCUUGUAUUAUAGGACAUCUACUGUCUGAAUGUACACCUGUUGAUGUCACUGCCUUUAGAAUGGUGUCGUAUUUACGUAACCAUGUUCAAAGUUACCGCUGGAAGACAUCGGUCGAAGCUGAAGUCGUGUAUCUACUGCUUUGCUAUCAUCCUCAUCACCAACGUCGUCUUGCUGUCGUCGCUGUCACGGCUACUCACGCCGACAACGGAGAUGUGGUUACCAAAACUUCGUAAGAACGCUACACGGAAACACGGGACCUUUGUGCAGAAAUUCCCCAAUAAAAGAACCAACUUGAACAGAACAUUACAAAUCUUGCUCUGGACGCCAUGGUUUGGUGAUGCAUCCUGGGUAACAAAUUUCGAGUCCGCAUUUUCGCCCUGCCCUGUGUCUGACUGUGUGUUGACCAGCGAUAAGUCGGCCAUAGCUGACAGUCACGCUGUCGUAUUUCAUGCGAUGGAUUUACUGAAUUAUUUCUUAGGAUAUCCCAUGCCUGAAUAUCGCAGAAACGACCAAGUGUGGGUUUUGUACAAUAUCGAACCACCUCCUAACAUCGCCACGGACUUCCGGUCGUACGGAGGAGUGUUCAACUGGACGUCAUCGUACAGGACAGAGAGUGACAUACGGCUGCCUUAUUUCAGCAUAGAGAAGCUGCCCCAGAAAACAAGCAAUGUCAAGGACAUUGCAGCCACGAAGACAGCGGGGGUCUUCUGGGUGGCCAGUAACUGCGGCGACCAAGCGAGACGACAGAUGGUGGUGAGAGAAUUACAAAAACACAUCCAAGUAGAUACGUAUGGGAAAUGUGGUGAAUAUGAAUUGACAAACAUGGAUGACAUUAAGCAUUAUAAAUUUUAUAUGGCUUUAGAAAACUCGUAUUGCCGCGACUACAUCACUGAAAAGUUUGCAACUCCGCUGAACCACCAGCAGAUCCCAAUUGUGGUUGGCGGCGGGGAUUACCGUAAGGUGGCGCCACCACACUCCUACAUUGACAUCAGUGAUUUCAACACCAUUCAGGAGCUGGCAGAAUACCUCAAGUAUCUGGACAAAAAUGACACUGCUUAUAACAGUUACUUUGACUGGACCCGAGAAUAUCGCCUGAGCAGCGCUAAUCACAUCGAAAAUUUAUUCUGUAAAUUGUGUGAAGCUCUCCAUGACGGGACCCGCUCUCAUCAGACCUACACCGACAUACAGGGAUUCAUACAGGAUGACACGUGCCAAACAUGGACGCUAUCGGGAUUCUUGUACCAACAUAUCCAGGGUUACGGCAUUAAACUGGGCCUGAUAUGACAUGCCGAUGUCGCUUUGAGCGGCGGGAGUUCGUCUACAAAACGUGACUGGAGUCCCGUCUACUGAAAUGAGGGGACAGGCGUAGGCCCAAUCUCCUUCCCAGAGUUCCAUGCGGCCGGAGUUGUCGAAUUCUGUGACGUGACGACUCUAAACAGCAUUUCUUGGUCCUCGGUAGCAAAUAAAUACAAAACAGAG